Molecule: messenger RNA, 1690 nt
Organism: Uranotaenia lowii
Lineage: Eukaryota; Metazoa; Arthropoda; Insecta; Diptera; Culicidae
Exons: 3
Coding region: 1322-1672 (116 amino acids)
Biological process (GO): apoptotic process
Source: RefSeq, a predicted model, not a curated record
GAUGAGGAACGUGUAUAUGGUUCCGUCUUUGUGACUCUGAACGACAAUCUAGGAGCACAUCAACUCUCAGGUAUGACAGAGAGUUUUUCAAAAUUUUCACAUUUUUGUAGAUAUUGCCAUAUACAUUACAACACAUUUCAAAUCGACUUCAACACCAAAUCACAAGAUCGAACGCCGGAAACAAACCUACAAGAUCUCGCCACAAUUCAGGAAAAUUCAGGACUGGUAACGUAUCGUGGUACAAAAACGAAAUGCAUCCUCAAUGAACUGAGAUAUUUUAAUAUUUUCGAUAACGGUGCGCCCCCGUGUGUUGCUCAUGAUAUAUUCGAAGGUUGGGCUAACAAUGACCUGUUCCUAAUAUUUCAACGACUUGUUAAAUAUAAGGUCGUUAGUAAAACGUUUUUGGAAUCACGCGCCAACUUUAUUUUCAAGGAACUAAAGCUAAGCACCAAAAUCAAUUUAGAUUUGAAUCGUAAGGCAAAAACUAUAAGAGCAAAAGCUACAGAUAUAUGGCAUUUAAUACAAAUUUUGCCUUUAAUAUUUUUAAAUCAAAAUAUGGACAUCCAAAAUAACUCUUUAUUUUCAAUGAUGCUUUUGCUGAAAAACAUCACAGAUCGUGUGACUUCCCCUGUAAUUUAUGCCCACCAAAUAGAUCUUCUAGACUCAGACAUUCAAGAGUAUUUGGCGUUAAGAAUGGAGCAGUUUAAUGUACCGUUGAGACCAAAGCAUCAUUAUGCUCAGCAUUACCCCAUGUUGAUCAAAUGGUUAGGACCGCUAAUAUGUUACUGCACCUUGUCAUGUGAACGGAAACACUGUUUUUUUAAACGAACGAUUCGCAGUUGCCUGAACUUUAAAAACGUGUUGAAGACCUGCAGCGAAAGACAUCAGUUGUACCAGGGAAUGCUGAGCAUGAAAACUAUGCGAUUCGAAAAUAACUUUUUGGUGAAAAAAAACAUUGAGCAAUACGACGAUUUGGGUCUGGAUGUACAACAUGUUCUAGAAUUGCAUGGAUUGCGGGAAGGUAACAUAUACGCAGAAUCGGCCGUUUACUGUGGCCAUUCAUACAAAACCUCGGACUAUCUGUUUUUGGAUCACGCAGACAAUGAGACGUUUUUCGUGCUGCGCAUUCUUUUGUUGGUGUGUGAUAAAAAUACCAAUCAGAUCUUCGUAGUAGGCGAAAAGUUUGCGGUAUCUAAUUUAGUGGAACGCGGAAUAAUGUGCGUAAGCCGUGACUGCAUUGAAGUACUAUUGAAACAAAUAGUAGACUUCGUAGAUACUACACCACUACAGAUCUACAGGGAAAACGGACAGGAUUUGUUAUAUGCGAAGCAUUGCAUCCCACUUUUUUAAAAUGGCAAGUCUAACAAUGUUCAAAAUUUGCGAUUCCCAUCGUUCGGCACGGCAUGCUAUUCCUGCGGUUUGUUCGGUUAAAAGUUUGAUCGAAGAAGGUUCUAUUGUUCUAGGAAAACGAAUUUCGCAAAUCGUCAUUGAAAACGAUGGAUGCCGAAUAAGUUCGGAUCUAGCUUUAUCGGCAUUCAAAAACGAUCUCCUGAUGCUGUUGGCCCCUUCUGAAACCUGGGCGCACAAUCCUUCAUCACCAAUGAUCACGUCAACCGAAUCGCAAGAAUCGAAUGGAUUGAAAUUCUGCUUUGGAUGCGCCCUAAAAAGAUAAUAUUAUUUUUUAAUGCAU